Molecule: messenger RNA, 628 nt
Organism: Cyprinus carpio (common carp)
Lineage: Eukaryota; Metazoa; Chordata; Actinopteri; Cypriniformes; Cyprinidae
Product: MICOS complex subunit MIC13-like
Exons: 4
Coding region: 144-479 (111 amino acids)
Biological process (GO): cristae formation
Cellular component (GO): mitochondrial crista junction; MICOS complex
Source: RefSeq, a predicted model, not a curated record
GAACUUCAUUGCUUCCAGCUCGUUCUGCUGGAGCUAAUGCCCUUGCCAGUGGAGUUUGCUGUCAAGAUAAAGCAAAAUAUCCUUUAAAGCAGGGUUUUAUUUCACGGUUUUGUGUUAUAUAGCAUACCGUUGCUUUAAGGACCAUGGCUGCCAGGAUUUUGCCUGUAGUCAAGUUUGCAACAAAAGUUACGAUUGCAGGUGGCGCCCUUUAUGUUGCAUACGAUGCAGGACUUCUUGGAGAUGGUAAAGAGGGAUCUGUCGCCUUGGGUCGAGCUAAAGCUGCCGUCCCACCUGCUGUGGAGGAGUGGAUGAAGUAUUUCAGCGUCGAGCUUCCUGCCGUGCCCAACAUUGAGUUCUCACCACUGGAUGCAUGGAACUCAGGGGUCCAGAAGUCUGUCCAUGCUCUAUCAGUCGCCCCGUCCACAGUUAGUGACUACACCAAACAAGGCCUCCAAUACGUUAAUGACCUCACAAAAUGAGCAUUUAGAACUUUAAAAUGAGUAAAAGUUACUAUUGAAACAUUUCAGUGGAUGAGAAGACUUGCUCACUUCAAGAAGUGUUUUCCCUUGCAUAUAUGUCACAGACUAAAUUCCAUGAAGUUUUGAGGAAAACAACAAGUAGAAUGAUU